AAUUAAAAAGUUAAACGGAAAAUAAAGUAACUUUUAAGUUGCGCGACAGUAACACGUCAUUGUACUUCCUGUUUGAAGCGGUUGCAGUUUUGUAAACAAGCACACGUGAUGUAAACUGCCUUGUUCACGCUAGUGAUCAUAAACAUCACAGAUCAGAGCAGAACCAGACACAAAUAAUAGAAGUUCAUGAUGGCUGCUGCUGGUUCAGCUGUGACUUCUGGAGCAGAUAACAAUGUCAGUGAGAAUGAUGACGAUAUUUUGAGCCCUGAUGACCUGUCAGAAGUGUUGGCUGCCGGGACAAAAGAGUCCCACGACAGAGCCGAGAACUCACCAUUUGUCAAAGACUUCCUGAGGGGUCGAAUCAAAAGAGAACUUUUCAAGCUUGGCACAGUCGCCCUGUACUACGUAUAUUCCGCCAUUGAAGAAGAGAUCGAGAAGAACAAGGACCACCCCAUGUUUGCUCCGCUGUAUUUCCCCUCCGAGCUGAACAGACAAGACGCCUUGGCCAUAGAUUUGGAGUAUCUCUACGGUGAAGACUGGGAGAGCAAGAUAUCCUGUUCGGCAGCCACUCAGCCCUAUGUUGAUCGCAUUCAUGAAGUGGGCCGCGAAGACCCUGUUCUACUGGUGGCGCACGCCUGGACCCGGUACAUGGGUGACCUAUCGGGUGGACAGAUUUUGAAGAAAGUGGCUCAGCGGGCAUUGAAACUGCCCUCAACUGGCGAAGGAUCGAAAUUUUAUCAGUUUGAGGGCAUCCACAACCCUACAGCCUUCAAGAGACUGUACCGGAGCCGGAUGAAUGAGUUGGAAGUGGAUGCAGAGAUCAAACAGAGGCUGAUAGAUGAGGCUAACCUGGCGUUUAAAUUUAAUUUGGGCGUCUUUUCAGAGCUCCAGGAGAUUGGGAAAGACAUUAAAGAGGAGGUGCAGGACAUUGGGUUCCCAGCACAUGGGGAAAUGGGAGGAGACAUCAGUAAAUGUCCCUACUAUGCAGCCCAAAUGGCGAUGAGCGGAAACACAAACUACGCGUGUCAGUACGCCAAGAUGUUGCUUCAACAAUCCACAGUACAGAUGAUACUGGCCACAUGGGUCGCUGCUAUCGCUGGAUUGGCUGCCUGGUACUUUAUGUGAUCACCUUUACCUGUUCAACCAAUCAGAAAUGAAGAAAUAAAAACAGCUGGACUUCAAAGUGACCUUUCAUUCAAUACAUUUCAAUUGUUGUUUAAGAGUCAAAGUUCACCUGCUUUUUUCAUUUACCAAUGUGUAUUUUAAAACAGGAAACAAAAUGCUAACAUAUACAUGACAUAAACAGAGCAAAGAAAUAACAUAGGCUACACACAAGUGUGGCGAACGUACCUAUGGUCCUAUUUCAUAGAAUAUGAACGGACCCAUUAAUGUGUAGUGAUGCAUCAGGCAUGUUAUUCCUAUUUUAGACAUGCUAUGUACCAUAAAAACCUUACAAGGCAUUAAAUAUGUAUAAAUAAUCAUAUUCCCUACAAUAUGUUAAUGUGUUGUUAAUAUAAAUACAAUAUUAUAUAUAGUAUUAAAUUACCAAAAUACUU
Molecule: messenger RNA, 1556 nt
Organism: Triplophysa dalaica
Lineage: Eukaryota; Metazoa; Chordata; Actinopteri; Cypriniformes; Nemacheilidae
Gene: hmox2a
Product: heme oxygenase 2a
Exons: 6
Coding region: 187-1125 (312 amino acids)
Biological process (GO): heme catabolic process; response to oxidative stress; heme oxidation
Molecular function (GO): heme binding; heme oxygenase (decyclizing) activity
Source: RefSeq, a predicted model, not a curated record